This is a messenger RNA of Onychostoma macrolepis, 1981 nucleotides long. It is a transcript of the gene plppr1, whose product is annotated as phospholipid phosphatase related 1. The coding region runs from base 310 to 1284 and encodes 324 amino acids. Gene Ontology annotation, biological process: phospholipid dephosphorylation; signal transduction; phospholipid metabolic process. The record is from RefSeq and is a predicted model, not a curated record. Gene Ontology annotation, molecular function: phosphatidate phosphatase activity. The transcript has 8 exons. NCBI's taxonomy places the organism in Eukaryota, Metazoa, Chordata, Actinopteri, Cypriniformes, Cyprinidae.
CGUGUUCCCAGCCCCGCCUCCCACUCAUCCCAGCGUCUCUCUCUGUGUGUGUGUUUGAGUGUGUGUGUGUGUGUGUGUGUAUGUGUGUGUAUGUAUGUGUGUGAACUCCUUGAGCAUUCACGAUCGCCUCUAAUCACAGAUCUCCAAUCAAACAGCAAGCCAGCUACGCAGAAACGCUGCAGAAAACGCAGAUAAUGGAAUACCGGUUUUCCGAAUCUAUGCCCAAUGAACACUGAUGGAUUAAUUCAGGAAUAAUAUACAUCCCUCGCACGAUUGCCAACUGUGGAACUUUGACUGAAUCGAUGCAAAAUGGCUUCAGAUAAUACACACCGUAGUUACUCCAUCAUACCAUGCUUCAUAUUUGUGGAGUUGGUGAUCAUGGCUGGGACGGUGCUGCUGGCGUACUACUUUGAAUGCACAGACACGUUUGGGCUCCAUAUCCAGGGCUUCUUCUGUAACGACGCUGACCUGAUGAAGCCGUACCCCGGGGUGGAGGAGAGCAGCUUCAUCCCUCCUCUCAUCCUCUACUGCGUGGUGGCAGCUGCGCCCACAGCCAUCAUAUUUGUUGGUGAGAUCUCCAUGUAUAUCAUGAAGUCCACUAGAGAAGCUCUCCUAGCCCAGGAGAAAACCAUUGUGACGGGCGAGUGCUGCUACCUAAACCCUCUCAUCCGCAGAAUCGUUAGGUUUAUUGGUGUCUUUGCGUUUGGCCUGUUCGCCACCGACAUCUUUGUCAACGCCGGCCAGGUAGCGACUGGCAAUUUGGCGCCGUAUUUCCUGAGCGUCUGCAAGCCAAAUUACACCGGGAUGGAUUGUCACUUCAACCACCAGUUCAUCGCCAAUGGAAACAUCUGCACUGGGAACCAGGUGGUGGUGGAGAGAGCCAGGAGGUCCUUCCCAUCCAAAGACGCGUCGCUCAGUGUCUACUCCGCCGUCUACGUUACUAUGUACAUCACAAGCACCAUCAAGACGAAAAGCAGUCGUCUGGCCAAACCUGUACUUUGUCUAGGAAUCCUGUGCGCUGCUUUCCUGACUGGAUUGAACCGUGUAUCAGAAUACCGCAAUCACUGCUCCGAUGUCAUCGCUGGAUUCAUAUUAGGAAGCUCCAUAGCUCUUUUUCUGGGAAUCUGUGUAGUGAACAACUUCAAAGGGACUCACUCCACUCCUACCAAACAGAAGCAGGAGGAUUACCGCGGCCUUCCCUUGAUGACAUUCCCCCGUGUGGAAAGCCCUCUCGAGACACUCAGCGCACAGAACCAUUCAGCGUCCAUGACUGAAGUCACAUGACUAAGGGGGCAGCACCGGGUUACGUUCGCUUCACCUCAACACUUCUAGGCACAAAAAGUUUUUUUUGUACUGUGGCAUACUGUAAAAAAAAGAACAAGUAAAAGAAAAGAAAAAAGACAGUAUUAUGUUGUAACUAGUUGUACCUAGAAGCAGCUGUUUUGUACAUUUUGUAUAAGAGAGUGCUGUAGCUUUCCCUCAUAAUGUCGACACUGCUCAAUUCAUGUCCAGAUUUCUGCCUUCUUUGUCAUGUUUUACAUCACAAAAAGUAAAUAUAUACAGUCUAUAUAUAAUGUAAUUCAAAUAUCGAUGUUGUUAUGUGGUAUUUGUACAAAGAAUGAUUUUAUUUAGAUUUUUUUUCCUGUACAUUUUUGGACAAAGAUCAUUUUGUAUUCUUUUUGUUAUCUGUAUAAAGCAUUUUGAUCAACUUUGCCUGCUGAUUUUCCAGGAAUGUUUUGGUAUACCUAUUUUUUUGGUGUAAGAUUUAAAGAAAACGUGUUGAAUUGUUACACGUCGUUGUAUCGGCUCCUCGGGCAUCUUUGAAUGGCCAUGUACUCAGCAUGAAAUACACAACACUGUUUGGAUAACCUGUUAUUCUCGACUUGUGUUUUGUUUUUUCUUUAAAGUUUGCAUUUCAUUUGAAAUGCUAAAUAUAUUUUCCUGAGUAGUCUGUCAAAUAAAUAGUCUGUAGCUGAGUCCA